Messenger RNA from Klebsormidium nitens, 1500 nucleotides. The record is from the annotation of a GenBank genome assembly. NCBI's taxonomy places the organism in Eukaryota, Viridiplantae, Streptophyta, Klebsormidiophyceae, Klebsormidiales, Klebsormidiaceae.
GUCAGUGACAUCAGUGUCAGGGUUGCUGUAUUGCUGCAUUGCUUGCGCUGAUCGCCUCACUCGCCCUGGUACUUCUUGAGCACCAUACUUUCCAGUGAUUGGAGCCAAAGCUCUAGAUCUGUUGACAACAGCUCAGGAACUUCAAUCAAAAUGCCAUCUGCUUGGUGACAAUUUGAAAAGUGUAGACGGCCGCCCGUUGAAGGUCUCUCGAACGAAAUUUGCUUGGGGAAGCAACAAUUCUGGCAAAGAAAGUCACAGGUGCAGCUUUGAUGACAAGAACUCGGUGCACCACCAUACAUCACACACCUUAAUGUCCAUAACACCGCUUCUUCAGCCAAUGAAGUAGAAGGCAGCCAACUGGAGUAAACAGCGAUACAGGGGCAAAACUAGAAGGCGCUCACUCCAUUGGGCGGGAGAGCGCUCACAGUGGUCCUUCUCUGAAGAGCAAGAAGGCACAACCCAAGCUGGCCUCCCCAUAUCGGAGCCCUGGAAACAGACUGAACCAGAAGGACCUUCAAUUGGACCGCCUACAUUGAUCGUAGCACUGUCCACAUCUGUUUCGUCAACAAGUGCAAUCUAAAAGUCAGCAAGCCGGACCCUUAAGUUGGAAGCAAGAAGAGUAUUAUUCAGUCAGCUGACACAAUCCCCAGAGGCUGGGCCGCACGAUGCGGGCGGUGGUGCAGCGAGUCGUCUCUGCCAAAGUGGAGGUUGGUGGCGAGAUUGUCUCUCAGAUAGGCCCUGGCCUGUGUGUGCUCGUCGGCAUCUUGGAAACGGACACGGCCAGCGAUGCAGAGUUCCUCUCCCGGAAGAUCCUGAACAUGCGCCUUUGGGACGACGUCAAAAAGGGCAAAGCCUGGGACCAAAGCGUAUCCCAGCGGGGGUACGAGGUGCUCCUCGUGAGCCAGUUCACACUGUACGGCUUCCUCAAGGGGAAUAAGCCCGACUUCCACGUGGCCAUGAAACCGCAGCUCGCCAAGGAGUUCUACGAGGGUUUUGUCGAGCGGGUGCGGCGGGAGUACCGUCCGGAGAUGGUCAAAGACGGCAUCUUCGGGGCGAUGAUGCAGGUUCACAGCGUCAAUGACGGACCUGUGACGAUGUUGCUGGACAGCAAGGGGAAUGGAAGCCAGAACGGGUUGUCUGAAACCCCCGAGCAGUAGGCCAGGCAAUUGAAAUGUUCUGAUGUACGAUAGGCGCGCUUCUUUCAGGGAAAGAGACCCCGAAUCUCUGUUGAACACGUUGCACGCACGAAAGUACAAUGGAAGGGGCCCAUCUUGAUUCAAAGGCUUCAUUGCAAGGCACUCGAUACAGCACGCGGUGACACAAAUUGGAGACGGAGAGUCACAUCCCUCUCUUGGACUGUAUAAGGUGGUCAGACAUCGGCAAAAUACCUAGCCAGUUCUGUGCCGUUUAGUCUGCCUUACCGACGUACACUUGGCGUGCCAAGCGUCAGCCCUUUGAUUGUUUGCGCAAAUGGUUGAAAUGGUACUCAGUCGACUGGGC